GCAACGAUUUUAUCCAUCAAAGUUUGGUGUCAAAAACUUCAGGCAGGUGUGAAAAAGGUCUCCUCGCGAUUUAAUUUGCUUUUUUUUCUAAUAAAUUGGGUGGUCCUGCCAGCAUUCUGUGCCCUACGUCGUAUUGGAAAGUGGAUGUAGAGAAAGGAGCGGUGCGCUGUGCUCGUUGGGAAUGAAUAAGAACGAUGUAAAUAGGCGUGUUUUAGUGAUAAAGGCGAAAAAGAAGAGGCACAAGCCAAACAAAAAGAAAACCAAGGGCCAAAACGAGGAGCACGUCAGCGAAAGCAACACAGUGACAUCUCAGGAUUUCGAGGAAGUCGGCGAACCCGAGAGCCCAGCUCUUGCGGAACCAUCGCACAGUUCAUCCAAUGAGACCAUUGAGGACUUUGACAAAUACACGAGUGAAGAGGAGGAGCAGGAGAGCCGUGAGGACUACUGCAUCGGUGGCUAUCAUCCCGUGAAGAUUGGAGAUCUCUUCCAGGGGCGCUACCACGUGGCGCGAAAGCUCGGCUGGGGUCACUUUUCCACCGUCUGGCUAUGCUGGGACCUCACGGACAGGCGCUAUGUUGCCCUGAAAAUCGUCAAGUCGGCCCCGCACUUCACGGAAACGGCCAAGGAUGAGAUAAAGAUCCUCAAAGCAGUGCGGGAUAGCGAUCCAGCCGAUCCGAAUCGCAACAAGACCGUACAGCUGCUCAAUGACUUCAAAAUCACCGGCGUCAACGGGACCCACAUCUGCAUGGUGUUCGAAGUGCUCGGGCAUAAUCUCCUCAAGCUCAUCCUCAAGUCCAACUACCGCGGUAUCCCCCUACCAAAUGUCAAGUCCAUCAUCCGCCAAGUGUUGCAGGGUCUCGACUAUCUCCAUCGCAAGUGCAAGAUCAUCCAUACGGACAUUAAGCCCGAGAACGUACUUAUCUGCGUGAAUGAUCAGCACAUUAAGAAGUUAGCGUGCGAAGCCACGGAAUUGCAUGCGAUGGGCCUCAAGUUGCCCUAUUCUCUCAUCUCGACGGCACCGCAGCAAUUCCAGGAGCCCCCAAUAACGGGGAAAUUGAGCAAGAACAAGAAGAAGAAGCUAAAGAAGAAGGCAAAGCGUCAGAGUGAACUGAUUAGGAAGCAAAUGGAGCAGCUGCACGAGAUGGAGGCUAUCACGGAGGAGGACAAGACAACACCACCAGCAGAGGCGGCUGACGAGGAGAAGAGUCAGGACACAGAGUCAACGGCACCGGCUAAAACUAAUGAUGAAUCUCCAUCAGUUCCCUCACCUGAUUCACCAUCGACCCUCCUCAAUGGCAGAGCAUCCACCGAAGAAGCUCCUGCAAGUGAGAGGGACGAUGAGGAGGCAGCGGGUGCGGAAAAGACGCCCGAGAAUGCGGGAGAAGUUGGCGGAAAUGAGAAUGAUGGGGAUGAAGAGAAGAAGGUGUUGGGUGAGAAGGAAGAUGAGAAUCAGGUACAGUAUCAAAUGGAUCCGGCAUUCGACGUGUGUGAUAUUGAGGUGAAAAUUGCGGAUCUUGGGAAUGCAUGCUACGUGGAUAAGCACUUCACGGAGGACAUCCAGACGCGUCAGUAUCGUUCAAUUGAGGUCAUCCUGGGAUGUGGCUAUGAUACAUCAGCUGACAUCUGGAGCACUGCGUGUAUGGCGUUCGAAUUGGCCACGGGGGAUUAUCUCUUUGAGCCGCAUUCAGGGCAGAAUUACUGUCGCGAUGAAGAUCACAUUGCCCACAUGAUUGAGCUACUUGGGCCAAUACCGCACAAAUUGGUGUUUGGUGGGUCAAUGUCACAGGUGAUUUUCAACAAGAAGGGCGAACUGAAGCACAUUACGGGGCUGAAACCGUGGGGACUUGUGGCUGUUCUCACGGAAAAGUACGAAUUCUCCUAUGAGGAUGCGUACAAGUUUGCCGAUUUUCUCCUACCGAUGCUGAGAUAUGAUCGUGAUGAGCGAGCAUCUGCCCAGGAGUGCCUCCAGCAUCCUUGGCUUCAGUCACCGUGAAGGUAACACUACCCUUCUCUUUUUUUAUAAUGACACACACAAACAACUUUUUAGUGAAAAUGAUUGAAAAUUAGAUGAUUUAAAAAAAAAUAAUGGAAAAAAUCCAAAAUUUGUAGUGAGAAGGAAGGAAAUGAAAAAAAAAAGAUUAUGGCUAACCUUUUAAUGCCUGAAGAAGAUUCAUGGUGAAAGACAUUUGAGUGGUAAAUUUUAUGUAUAGUAAAAAGAAAAGAAAAAUUAUGAAGAAUUCUUUUUAAUUUAUGUCAAAUUGAAGAAAUAAUAAAACUUUUAUCAUUUUCACACAGAAAACAAA
Messenger RNA from Lutzomyia longipalpis, 2303 nucleotides. It is a transcript of the gene SRPK, whose product is annotated as SRSF protein kinase 3. The coding region runs from base 182 to 1993 and encodes 603 amino acids. NCBI's taxonomy places the organism in Eukaryota, Metazoa, Arthropoda, Insecta, Diptera, Psychodidae. The transcript is spliced from 3 exons. Gene Ontology annotation, molecular function: protein kinase activity; ATP binding. The record is from RefSeq and is a predicted model, not a curated record. Gene Ontology annotation, biological process: protein phosphorylation; regulation of mRNA processing; spliceosomal complex assembly.